UUGGGCUUGGUCUCAGAGAGUUUAAAUGAAGGCUAACUCUUUGUCGUGCGUGUAUUUUAACGCGUGUGGCGAUGCAGGACAAGAGGAAAAGAGAGAUGAGGAGCUGUAAACCAGAGAAGAGCUCAGAUUCCUCUCAUUACACAACCAAACUGUACAAUUCAACACAAUGGCUGAUAGGAGCAGCAGAAAACGCAAAAAGAAGGUUUCUCACAGGGAUUUUAGAGCGGUGUCAGAGUUUAGAGAUCCUGGAACACGUCCAGAAUGUUCUACAGGUGACUAUGGGGAAAGACUUCACCUACACCAGGAGUCGAGUCAAAGCUGGCGACACGGCCAAUGUGUCCAACACUCACUCAACCCCGGAUGAUAAAUUACUCGGAAACGAAAUGUUAAACACUUGGGAAUGGUUUAAAAACAGCCCGAAGUUGACAAAAACGAAUUAUUUACUCGGGCUCUUGGCUUUCUGUGACGCUGAGCUGUUGCACGUGCUGGGGAAUCUGACGCGCGUGUUGAUAGCGAGAGAGCAACGCAAAUUAAACCUCCUGCGGAUUAACACGGACAAGGAUUCCAGCUGGAAUGUGGUGGAAGAUGUAAUGCUCUUGGGUCAAACGUUGAAGAGCAGUGAUGCAGAAUGGGAUGCCUUGGAGGAUCCUGCACUCAUGGUGGUUCCCAGUUUUUCCCAAUCGAUAUCAGAAAGCAGCCAACACAGAGACUUUAUUCGGGCACUUCCAGUCGGUCUGGCCAAGAGGAUUUUAGGGAUGUUGGAUAAUGCCUCACUAGAGAUAUGUAGACACGUCUCCCAACACUGGCAGUACCUAACCGAGGAGAUCGUAGCAGAGCACAGCGUGAAAGAGAUGGUGGAGAACCAGGCUUUGAUACUACAGGGAAUCCCUUCUGUAGCCAACUCUUCCUAUGCCAGGAUCCGUGAGGUCCUAGUGCCCCUCAGAAAAGAGGAGAUGUACAUGCACACUAAGAAGAGUUUCCGAAAAAAGAAUGAGGCUAUCAGGGGUUUUGAGACAGUCUAUACAAUGAUUAAAACCAAGGUUGUGGAGAUGGAGGAGAGGAAUGUGUUCUGUGGAGUCUACAACAUUUUAAUUUUGCUGGACAGAGAAGACCCCAGUAGAGUGAUUCAUUAUGGCGGAGGCAGGAUGGUGGCACUGGGCUCUAAGGACCGAAUCGUGCGUCUGCUGGACACAGUGCUGUUUAAGGAGGUUCCCCCGCUGAUGUACGGCCAUGCGGGCAGCGUGAGAGCAGUGCUAGUGUGUGAGGAGAGAGAUCUGGUGAUCAGUGCCAGCUACGAUCUCAGCAUCCGAUGCUGGAACAUGAAGACCGGAGUAUGUGUGAUGCUGUUCUCUGGACACACGGGCACCAUCACCUGCGUGGACCUCCACGGAAACCAUCUGGUCUCCGGAUCCAAAGACUGCAAAGUCAAAGUGUGGAACCUUCAGACAGGUCAGUGCUGUGACAAGAUGAGGUUUUGUCACCGUAAGCCUAUAGCAUGCGUGAAGACCGACUCGUCUCUGGUGCUCAGCGGCUGUGAGGGAGGAAGGAUCAAAGUGUGGGACAUGAAGACUGCCACUCUUCUAAAGGUCACACAGGGUCACCAGGGCUCUGUGAAGUGUCUGUUCUUUGACCAGUUUCACAUCUUGUCUGGUGGAUCAGACGGAGAGGUAAUGGCCUGGAGCACUGACGGUGAAUUCAAAAAGUGUCUCAUGACCUACCAACAUCCACGGGAAGUGCUCACGUUGUCUUCUCUCUUCCUGCGAGUCAUCACCGGCUGCGUGGACGGAAAGAUUCGGAUCUUUAACUUGCUCAGCGGGGAUUGUCUUAGAAUCAUCAAGAUUGGCACAGAGGAAAGCCCUAUACUUUCUUUACACGCACAUGAUAAUGUUAUCGUGGUGAACAGCAGCAGCCGUGUUUUGUUUUUGCAGUUUGCUCAGCAGCAAUGGGAUUACAGUGCAUCGCCAGUGUACAUCACCGAGCACACACUUCCUUCUCCUAUUCACCCGGGUUUAGCAAGCUCAUCUAAAACAAAGAAGAACGGGAGGAGAUCCAGAACAUCAUGUCUCUCGCAACGGAUGAGGAGCAUGUCAGCUCCCAGCAUGCAACCCUCACCCGAAAAGCGAUACCCGAGCAAGAGGUAUGCGAUGACACCGGGUGAGAGAGCAGUGCGGGAGCGUGUGAGGAAAAGAGGCCCACAGUAUCCCAUCACGACCACUCAGGUUCUUCAAAAGGUCUGUCCUAGCCAUCAGCCUGAGUGUAAAGACCUGGCCACCUCCAAAAGGGAGCUAAACGCUACAGUACGAGACGCUUGGGGACCUGCUCCACCCACAGUUUCAUUUACUCCCCAGGCUCCGAAAGCUUCGAAAAGGCCACAAUCAGCCCGCAAACCAUCCUCAUUUAAGAGCAUGUUAAAAAUAUACACACCUCUGAAAUCCUAUAUGCUGGAUCUGAACCUCCAGCAUUCCUCGCAAAGCAACAUCCCAUCUUCAGCGUUAACGCAGACUUUAUCUAAACCCAGGCGACCCCAGACAACCUGCGGCAUCUCCUCCACCACCACCACCACCAGCCAAGAAGCUUUUUUAAGCUCUGGAAACACCUUCAUAAGGAGUGAGUUGAAACACCUGGGCAGUCCUGUUGGUUUUGAGAUUCCAGGAACAUCCAGACGACCCCAGAAUCCGCUCGAUCCGUUCCGGGAGAGCGUAGGCUUUCAGCUCAGGACAGACACGCAGCUAGAGGAGUACAAGCAGGUCCAGAUACAAGCAAGCACUUACAUGCUCUCAAAGGAAGAGAAGCAGAGGCAAUGCAGGAAAACGAAAGCUAAAGUUGCUCCACUUAACGCUUCAGAGGUGGCAGAUGAAACAUUCACCUGAUAUAAGCAACACUAAUGUACUGAUAUACUAACAUGCAAAUCAGUCAAGCUGUUCAUUACCCUGCCAUAUGCUGUAUGCAAAAAGGAUCUCAUUCCACCAAACACCAUCAAAUAUACAGAUAUAAGUCACUUUCACUAACAAUUUCACUGUACAGCUUUACUUGGAAGGUAAAUAACUGUAAAUAGUAAAAGUUUAUAUCAAGGUGCGUCAAAAUAACUCAGAACUUUAAGUCUUCUGAUCUAAAUAAUCUGUGCAGAGUCAUAGACUGUCUGUAUUUUUAUUUAUUUAUUUAUUUUUUAAGAAAAAUAAAGCACGGUAAACUACUA
Molecule: messenger RNA, 3196 nt
Organism: Tachysurus fulvidraco (yellow catfish)
Lineage: Eukaryota; Metazoa; Chordata; Actinopteri; Siluriformes; Bagridae
Gene: fbxw10
Product: F-box and WD repeat domain containing 10
Exons: 13
Coding region: 72-2870 (932 amino acids)
Molecular function (GO): protein binding
Source: RefSeq, a predicted model, not a curated record